ACACGUAACUAACAUAGGGAUCAAAACCCUAAAACCCACUCACUGGCAGUCUUCUUCUUCCCUAGUGCUUCCUUCUCUCUCUCAGAACUUGUGUUACUAGUGUCUCCAUUCUCUCUCUAAUAACCUUACCAUGGCUCUAGUACUUGAAAAUCCAUUCCCGAAAUCCUUGUCGAAAACUGGCCCGACCAAGUUUUCUGACGAUGGAAAGCUGCUAGAGCUUGUAGUGAAAGAAGGAUAUGGAGUUAAGGGUAUGGUGGAUUCAGGCAUAGCAGAAUUGCCUCAAAGAUAUAUACACCCACCACAUGAGAGAAUAGUGAGGAAGGAGGCCAUUGAUGCUCUUUGUUAUUUGGCGAAACCCAUCGAUCUUUCGAAGCUUGGAAGAGAGGGAGGAGAGGAGGUAGCUAGAGCACUUUGCGAGAGUGCUGAGAAGUUAGGGUUUUUUCAGGUUGUGAACCAUGGGGUGCCUUUUGAGUUGCUUGAGAGUAUGAAGUGCGCCACAAAGAGGUUCUUUGAGAUGCCUGUUGAGAAGAAAGCGAUGUAUCUGAGAGGGAAGACGCCAUGUCCAAAUGUGUUUUAUGGCACAAGCUUUGCUCCUGAUAAAGAGGUGUGUUUGGAGUGGAAGGACUACCUUAGCAUGAUCUACAUGAAUGAUGAGGAAGCUCUUAAGUACUGGCCUGAGCAGUGCAGGGAUGUGUCCUUGGAGUACCUAAAAAAGUGUAAGGCAAUGAUAAGUGGAAUAUUGAAAGGGCUCUUGGAGGGGCUAGGUGUGGGUUUGGAAGAGGGGGCUUUGGAGGCAUACAUGGAGGCCAAGGCAGUGAACCUGAACUACUAUCCACCCUGCCCUAACCCUGAGCUCACUGUGGGCGUGGGCCGGCACUCGGAUCUGGCUGCCCUCACCGUACUGUUGCAAGAUGAAAUAGGGGGACUCUAUGUGAAGGUCGACAAGGGUUGGAUUGAGAUAUCUCCUGUUCCUGGUGCCCUUGUUAUCAACGUUGGUGACACAUUAGAGAUACUGAGCAAUGGGAGGUACAAGAGCGCAGAGCACAGGGUGAUGGCAAGCGGAAGCAAAGAACGUGUUUCGAUACCGAUAUUCGUGAGCCCGAGGCCUCACACCAUGAUCGGCCCGUUGCCAGGUCUCGUAGAGGACGGGAAAGCAGUGUACGGAAGACUUCUAUUUGGAGAAUACAUGGCAAACUACUUUGGAGCAGGUCACCAAGGGAAGAGUUCACUGGACUUUGCUAGGAUCUAGAACUAUACACUAAGUAGAGAAGUGCCUUUUGCCAAGAGAUCUAGAGAAGUAUGGCGAAGCAAAACAAUUCAGGGUUUUUGGCACUUUUGAAUGGCAUGAUAGGCCCUAUAAUUUUGUUUUAAGAUGUCUAAUGGACCUUUUACUCAUAAUAAAUAAGAGUUGAAGAUGUUUUAAAGCUUGUUUCA
Messenger RNA from Amborella trichopoda, 1434 nucleotides. Its product is annotated as scopoletin 8-hydroxylase. Lineage: Eukaryota; Viridiplantae; Streptophyta; Magnoliopsida; Amborellales; Amborellaceae. The record is from RefSeq and is a predicted model, not a curated record.